Messenger RNA from Sphaerodactylus townsendi, 755 nucleotides. RefSeq lists its product as uncharacterized. The transcript has 4 exons. The record is from RefSeq and is a predicted model, not a curated record. The annotation marks the transcript as partial. NCBI's taxonomy places the organism in Eukaryota, Metazoa, Chordata, Lepidosauria, Squamata, Sphaerodactylidae.
UGGCAGGAUGGAGAGUCGGGGAGCCGCCCCGCCUGCCGCCUGCAGGGGCUGAAGCGGCGCUCUCUGCAGGCUCGGGCUGGCAGCCGCGCGGGUCCCAGCCCAGCCCAGCCCUGCAAAGCGCCGCAGCCCCGGCACAGCAUCCUCCUCUUCCUCCUCUUCCUCCUCCCGAGGAGCAGCCUGGCCCCGCCAAGGGGGGCUCCGCGCGCCGCCGCUCCCCCUCUCUCCCCGCAGGUCUGCAGCGGCGGGGGGAGCCAGGCUCCGGAAGCCCCCGGCCGGGUCGGGGAUCGUGGCCCUCCUCUCGAGCAGGUGGACUCAGUUCAAGAGCGAUGGCGGAGAAGAGUCUUGAUGCCACCUGCGUCUCCAUCGCCUUGGAGGAUCCCGUGUGCAACUCCGGCUCGCAGGAUGCUCCCCUCUUGACCACUCACCUGAAGAAGGUGGAGAACCACAUCACGGACGCCCAGAGGUUCUCGCAUCUGCCCAAGCGCUCGGCCAUUGACAUUGAGUUUCUUGACCUCUCGUAUUCGGUCCGUGAGGGACCUUGGUGGAAGAAAAGAGGAAUUCCCCAAGUGGGACUUGGCCACCUGAUGCAGAAACCCCAUAAUCUUGAAUGUCUGGGAAAUAUUCAGGGGAUCCCCAGGUCUCACCUAGAGAAUGGCAUCCGUACUCUGUGGUUUUCUGCUGAUGCUCUAGACUUGCGCAAGGGUUCUGCCCGGCAUCUCUUUCCAGCGCCUGACAGUGAAUGUUUCCAACACUAA